Cylindrotheca closterium is the source of this 687-nucleotide messenger RNA. The record is from the annotation of a GenBank genome assembly. NCBI's taxonomy places the organism in Eukaryota, Bacillariophyta, Bacillariophyceae, Bacillariales, Bacillariaceae.
AUGGCGGUUGAUUGGCUCCUUAAGCAAUGGUUCCCAAACCUUUCAACUUGCCCCAAGGUGCGGAUCGCUUGCGAUGGUCUCUCUGCUAUUGAGAUGGCUUAUGAAGAUCGCCCACUGUCUCCAACUGAUGCCCAAUUUGACUUGGUUUCAUCCAUUCAAGAAGCUAUCCUUCGGCCCUCGGUGGAUUGGUCGCCCCAGCACGUGUAUGGCCAUCUCAACAAGUCCAAUUUCUUUGACAAACUUUCUUGGUGGGAGAAACGGAACCUUGAGGUGGACGGAAUGGCGGUGGAGUACCACAAGGAACUUGAGACGGCCAAUCAUCUCAUAGCCCCCAAUCCUUGUUUCUUCACUGAACUUGCGGCAGUGUACGUGGUAGACACCAAACAGUCACGCCUUGAUCCCCAGUUCAUCCAAGAGUGUGUGACUCUUCCUGCACUCCGCUUGCGCUGGAGGGACAAAGGUACUAUCUCCGUCAAAGCCAAGUCUGAGAUUGCAUGGGACACACUGGGUCGCGCCAUGCGAUCUCUUCCUGCAGGACUACAAAGGUGGUCUACUAAACAUUGUGUGGGCAUGCACUGCGGACGAAAGUUACGGGGUUUCUGGAAGAUUUACGGGAAUGGUAUGUACUCCCAUCCGUUUUUUUUUGUAUAUUCUCCUUCGAUCCUGUAUCGGCAAUUUGUCCGGUAA